UCUUACUUUGUGCGGUUACUUUUCCGCUAUAUGAGCAACCCACUAAGUAAUGUGCUGGCAUCUCAGUCUUCGACCUCCGCUGACAGCACUGUCUCUUCUUCAGAAACCUUAUGGCGAAAACGGUGGGAGUCUUCUCGAAAUCUCCAUUAGUUAACGUCUCUCUCUCUUCAUUUAAUCGCUGUCGCCUACCCUUAUCGUGUUUUCUUGAUCUGGGUAUCAGAAGCUGGAAAUUCAAUGAAAGAAAGAGAGACUUAACUGUCACUCCUUCCGCUGUGGUUCCUGCUUUGCCAAUUGUUUCUGAAAAAUAUACUCCACGGAUAAUUUCGUUCAAUGAGUUGAUUGAAUCUUUGAUUUGUGGGGUGGAUUUAUCGGAAACAGAGGCUGAAGCAUCGCUGGAAUUUUUGUUGAAUGAAGCAAAUGAGAUUUUAAUUAGUGCUUUUCUUGUAUUGCUUAGAGCCAAAGGAGAGACUUUUGAAGAGAUUGUGGGAUUGGCGAGGGCAAUGAUAAAGCGCGCUAAGAAGGUGGAAGGGCUGGAUGAUGUGGUUGACAUUGUUGGAACUGGUGGUGAUGGUGCAAACACGGUGAACAUUUCCACUGGCGCUUCGAUACUUGCAGCAGCUUGUGGUGCAAAAGUUGCCAAAGUAAAAAUCUUUUUGUCAUCCCAAGGGAAUCGCUCUAGCUCUUCUGCAUGUGGAAGCGCUGAUGUGUUGGAAGCUUUGGGUGUCAUUAUUGACUUGGGCCCUGAGGCAGUAAAAAGGUGUGUGAAUGAGGCAGGAAUUGGUUUCAUGAUGUCUCCACACUAUCAUCCUGCAAUGAAGAUUGUCAGGUCUGUGAGGAAACAGCUUAAAGUGAAAACUGUAUUCAACAUACUGGGUCCCAUGUUGAAUCCUGCAAGGGUGCCUUAUGCUGUGGUUGGUGUAUACACUAAAGACAUGGUACUUAAAAUGGCAAAUGCAUUGCAACGAUUUGGUAUAAAAAGAGCAUUAGUUGUUCACUCUGAGGGCUUAGAUGAGAUGAGUCCCCUUGGACCUGGUCUUGUCCUUGAUGUUACCCCAGAAAAGACUGAGAGAUUCUUGUUUGAUCCAUUGGUGUUUGACAUUCCUCGCUGCACUCUAGAAGAUUUGCGAGGUGGAGGUCCUGACUAUAAUGCAGAGGUCUUAAAACGUGUACUCUCAGGAGAGAGAGGACCAAUUGCAGAUGCAUUGAUCCUAAAUGCUGCCGCAGCAAUGUUGGUCAGCAGCCAUGUGAACACAUUGGCUGAGGGAGUUUCCUUGGCACGUGAAAUCCAGUCAUCAGGAAAAGCUAUUCAAACUCUGGAUUCCUGGAUAGAAAUUUCCAAGAAGAUGAAAGAAGAUACAGUUGUGGGUGAAGAACCAAAUUUUACUUAGAUGCCCACUACAAACUUUUGGAGGCUGAGCUUAUUAGUAUGUCCAAAUUGGUGGAAUCUGCAAGAGAUUCUAGUGCGUGUCUUUGUAAUUGCGUUGAUGGGAGAGAGUUAAAUUAUAAUGCAUUAUAGUAUUUUUGUCUUGUAUUGUAUAAAGCUGUGGAUCCCUUUUUUAAAUUGUGCACAUGGACAGAUGAGAUUAUACAUAGUAUUUUAUGAAAUCUAUAAUAGUAAGAUGACAUGUUGCUCUUCCAAA
This is a messenger RNA of Mangifera indica (mango), 1640 nucleotides long. Its product is annotated as anthranilate phosphoribosyltransferase, chloroplastic-like. Gene Ontology annotation, biological process: L-tryptophan biosynthetic process. The coding region runs from base 111 to 1388 and encodes 425 amino acids. Gene Ontology annotation, molecular function: anthranilate phosphoribosyltransferase activity. Gene Ontology annotation, cellular component: cytosol. The transcript is spliced from 10 exons. NCBI's taxonomy places the organism in Eukaryota, Viridiplantae, Streptophyta, Magnoliopsida, Sapindales, Anacardiaceae. The record is from RefSeq and is a predicted model, not a curated record.